UGAAUCAUAUACUGUGUUGUGCCAUUGUUUUGUUCGUAUUAUUACGAGCUUGUUUAUUAUCACAAAAAUUAUAUGCCAAAACUAUUAUGUAGUAUCUCUACUUAAAAGAAAAAAAUUUGAAUCAAUAAUUGCUUUUCAUAAUUUGCACAAUCAAUAUCUCCUGAGGCUACAAAAUUUCCUUUCUAAAGCGUCUUUAAAGGUGCAAAGUUAUGAGAGAGGCAAUCUUUUAACCUUGGGAGAUAUUGAUUUUGUCAAAUUAUGACAUGCAAUUAUUGAUUCUAAUCUUUUCUUUUAUGUAGAGAUAUUGUAUAAUAGUUUUGUUAUAUAUAUUUUGUGACAAACCAUCUUAUAUUUUGUACUAUUAAUGGAUUUGAAUACCAGCUAUGUCUGGUUCCAAUUGUGGAAUAGUUCUAGAUUGGAUUUUUUCAUUCACAAUGCUUGAACUCGAGACCUUGCUUGUGGGUGUUGAGUCUCAUAUUACUCAACCUAACAAAACAAAUUGACAUUGAAAUUAGCAUUUAGCAAAUGUGCCAUGAGUGUAAUUGCUGAAGAUAUUAAUUGAUACUUUAUUUAUUUAUUUAUUUAUUUUUGAGGAGAUAUAUUUGUAAUUUUAUUAACAACUUGUUUUUACAAGGUAUUAUCUGUAAACUUGAUGAAGUUAAGGUCCUUGGUCCUUAAUUGUAAUUCUGCAAAUAGAUUGAUAUUGUUCUCUGCCUUUGAGUGAGCCCUAGUCAUCUUCUACCAUGACACACUGUAUCCGGUGUUGGUUCCCAUGCAGGUUUAUUGACACAGGCCUUGAUUUGGCUUGGUAUUCUACUCAUAUAAUUUGUUCUUGUAUUUACAUUCUGUUAUCAAAAUAUAUCAUAAUGAGGAUUGAAUCUUAACUUGUAUGAAUCAAAAAACUAGAUGAAAUUAUGUGUUAAAUCUCCAUCUUCUACACUUGCUCUUGUAAAAUCAGCGACCUGUUUUUUUAGUCAUUGUAAUUAUUCAACCAUUGCAUUUCUCAUUCUCUGUCACAUCUGGGCACUUUCUCUGGCUCAGGAAGUUGAUCUCCCUUUUUCCAAGCUUAUAUCAUUGUCAAUGGCAGAUAUGUUAAAUCGUACAUUUGUAUUGAUCUCGCUUCUUAAAUAGAUUUAUGAUUUUAUACACCCAUCUUAAUCCUGUUCAAAUCCUCAGUGAUGCUAGAUGGUUUGCUGGUGGUAAGUUUUAAAAUUUUGUUAGAUUUUGGCUUAUGGGUAACUAUAAGUCAAUUAAUAUAUUCAGACAUCCUGUCUUAGAUUUUAUAAAAUUGAUUGAUGUGUUUAUACAGGUUUGUUUAGCUUAAUAUCGUAUUUCUCUGCUGUGAGAUUUGUCCUUCCUUUGUAUCAUCUUUAUUCUGUUUACCAAUUGGCUUGCUGUGUUUUCUAGAACUGCACGCCAAGAUGAAUUUUGAAAUCUUGAAGCAUGGGAAGAUUGAUUGAAACUUCUAAACGGGCUUUUCAUGUAGUGUAACUUUUGUUCUGAUUCUGCUAGACUUGCAAAUUAUUGCAGGAAACGAUGUCUAAUUGAUUUUCCCCUGAUUUCAGUAAUUUCAUUUUUCUGGUGGAAGUUUGAAGAAUUUGAUUAUCAGGAGUCUGCAUUGGUCUCUCUUCACCUCUUGUCUACUGAAGGUCCUUUAUUGUCAUAAAAGAUAUAAUGGUUUCUAGGUCUUAUUCUAACUUGUUAGAGCUUACUUCCUGCAAUUCCCCAACUUUUGGUCGGGAGAAGAAGAGGCUCCCUAGGGUGGCAACUGUUGCUGGAGUUCUUUCAGAACUUGAUGAUGAGAACAACAGUGCUGGCUCUGAUGCUCCCUCAUCCAUCUCUCAAGAUAGGAUGAUUAUUGUUGGUAACCAGCUUCCUCUGCUGGCACACAGAAAAGAUGAUGGUAAGUGGGACUUCACCUUGGACGAGGACUCUCUUCUUUUACAGCUGAAAGAUGGCCUUGGAGAUGAUGUAGAAGUGAUCUAUAUUGGGUGUCUUAAAGAAGAAAUUGAUGUAAGUGAGCAAGAUGAUGUUGCUCAGUAUUUGCUUGACACUUUCAAAUGUGUACCCACGUUCCUCCCUCCUGAGCUUUUCAGCAAAUUCUAUCAUGGGUUCUGCAAACAGCAUCUAUGGCCUUUAUUUCACUACAUGCUUCCACUGUCACCUGAUCUUGGUGGUAGAUUUGAUCGGUCUCUUUGGCAAGCUUACGUUUCUGUGAAUAAGAUAUUUGCAGAUAAAGUAAUGGAAGUCAUUAGCCCUGAUGAUGACUUUGUGUGGGUUCAUGACUACCAUUUGAUGGUUCUGCCAACAUUUUUGAGGAAGAGAUUUAACAGGGCGAGGCUAGGAUUCUUCCUCCACAGUCCAUUCCCUUCCUCUGAGAUUUACCGAACACUUCCUGUAAGGGAUGAACUUCUUAGAGCUCUUCUGAACUCUGACCUUAUUGGGUUUCAUACUUUUGAUUAUGCAAGGCACUUCCUCUCAUGUUGCAGCAGAAUGCUUGGGCUUUCUUAUCAAUCUAAGCGGGGCUACAUAGGCCUUGAGUACUAUGGUAGAACUGUUAGUAUCAAGAUUCUUCCUGUUGGAAUCCAUAUUGGCCAACUUCAAUCUGUCAUGAAUCUUCCUGAGACAGAGAGUAAGGUCUCAGAAUUACGAGACCAGUUCAGAGGUCAAACUGUGAUGCUUGGGGUUGAUGACAUGGAUAUCUUCAAAGGAAUUAGCUUAAAACUUUUGGCCAUGGAGCAAUUGCUCUACCAACAUCCAGAUAAGAGGGGCCAAGUUGUAAUGGUCCAAAUUGCAAAUCCUGCAAGAGGACGGGGGAAGGAUGUACAGGAGGUACAAAGUGAAACUUAUGCCACUGUAAAAAGGAUAAAUGAUACUUUUGGAAGGCCUGGAUACACUCCUGUUAUCUUGAUUGACACACCACUUAAAUUCUAUGAGCGAAUAGCAUAUUAUGUAAUUGCAGAAUGUUGUCUUGUUACAGCAGUGAGAGAUGGUAUGAACCUGAUACCGUAUGAAUAUGUCAUAUGUCGACAAGGAAAUGAGAAACUAGAUCAGAUUUUGGGGAUAAAUCCAUUAUCUCAAAAGAGGAGCAUGCUGGUUGUAUCUGAAUUCAUUGGGUGCUCCCCUUCAUUAAGUGGGGCAAUUCGAGUGAAUCCGUGGAACAUUGAUGCUGUUGCCGAAGCCAUGGAUUCUGCCCUUGUAGUCCCGGUGUCUGAAAAACAGAUGCGACAUGAGAAACAUUACAGGUAUGUAAGUACGCAUGAUGUCGCAUAUUGGGCACGUAGCUUCUUGCAGGAUUUGGAAAGAGCUUGUAGGGACCACCUUAGAAGGAGGUGCUGGGGCAUUGGUUUUGGUUUAGGAUUUCGGGUCAUUGCUUUAGAUCCAAAUUUUAGAAAGCUAUCAGUUGAGCAUAUUGUUUCGGCUUACAAGAGGACCAAGCACCGGGUAAUUCUUCUGGAUUACGAUGGUACCAUGAUGCAGCCUGGAACAAUUAGUACAACUCCAAGUGCUGAUGCUGUUGGAAUCUUGAAGAGCCUGUGUAGUGACCCUGAUAAUGUUGUUUUCAUUGUUAGUGGCAAGGAGAGAAAGACUCUGAGUAAUUGGUUUUCGUCAUGUGAAAGGCUAGGGAUUGCUGCUGAACAUGGUUACUUUUUGAGGACAAGUAAUGCUGCAGAAUGGGAAACUUGUCAUUCUGUACCGGAUUUUGACUGGAAACAGAUUGCUGAGCCAGUAAUGCAAUUAUACACUGAAACAACUGAUGGUUCUAACAUUGAGGCCAAAGAGAGUGCUUUAGUUUGGAAUUACCAGUAUGCAGACCGUGAUUUUGGUUCAUGCCAGGCUAAGGAGCUUUUAGACCACCUGGAAAGUGUUCUUGCCAAUGAGCCUGUUUCCGUUAAAAGUGGCCCUCACAUUGUUGAAGUCAAACCCCAGGGUGUCAACAAGGGAAUUGUAGCAGAACAUCUUCUCCUAACAAUGCGUGAAAAGGAAGUACUUCCAGAUUUUGUUCUAUGCAUUGGGGAUGACAGAUCAGAUGAAGACAUGUUUGAAGUGAUCAUGAGCGCGAGGGACUCUUUGUCACCGGUUGCUGAAGUGUUUGCCUGCACGGUCGGGCAGAAGCCAAGCAAGGCCAAGUAUUACUUAGAAGACACAAGUGAGAUAUUGAGAAUGUUACAAGGCCUUGCCCAUGCUUCAGAGCAGUCUGCUAAAAGUUCUUCCCAAACUUCCACACGCUGAGCUUUUUUCUGACCAAGGUUAGCUUCAAUUCUUAUUAUUCAUAGGCUCUCCUGUGGGAUGAUAUUCUUACUUGGUAAUCCAACAUGCAAAGUCAUUUUGUGGCAUUGCUACCAAGUGCAUCUAGGUUUCGUUUCCGAGUAGAUGUAUUUAAUGAUGUUGUAUCUGUUAUUUCUGUCUCCAUUUCGAUUCCCUGUACAAUGUUAUUUUUCACUCGGAAUGAAUGAUAGGCUUGUGAUUGUCCCA
Messenger RNA from Prosopis cineraria, 4476 nucleotides. RefSeq names its product alpha,alpha-trehalose-phosphate synthase [UDP-forming] 5. The record is from RefSeq and is a predicted model, not a curated record. NCBI's taxonomy places the organism in Eukaryota, Viridiplantae, Streptophyta, Magnoliopsida, Fabales, Fabaceae. The coding region runs from base 1675 to 4233 and encodes 852 amino acids. Gene Ontology annotation, cellular component: cytosol. Gene Ontology annotation, biological process: trehalose biosynthetic process. Gene Ontology annotation, molecular function: catalytic activity. The transcript is spliced from 3 exons.